UCAGGCCUAUAAGUAGAGGCAUGAUUUUACACAAGCUUCAGAUACCGGUCACGCGCGCAAGGCGUUCCCAUACUGAAAGCUCAUCACAUUAUAGAAUAAAGUUAAUAAGUGGAACCUGAACAUCAAUAGUAACUUUCACCGUUUGAGCAUGGUCUGGACUUUAAGUUCACUUGGAAAUCCUCUAUAAGUUAUUGGUCAUGGGGGGAAAUAAGAUUAAUCCAUCAGGAUCACGUUACGAUCUAUAAUUACAUCAUCAUUUACACUCCGACUCCGUGUUGUUCAUGAUCAGGUGAUUUGUAGGAUGUAGAAAUCCGUCUCCAGAUUUUGAGUGAGUUUUAUGAACACGGUAACGUCCCUACACGCACCUCAGACAAGAUUUUUCACUUUAUUCGGUUUAUUCUAAUUCUGUAACCUUGACAACACUGUGACGUCAUGGCUCAGCCAGCAAUAAAACAUUCCACUCAGCUGAAGUGGUCUUUGGUUUCUACAGACAGAUCACUGAGAGACUUGUUUCUGCACGACAGAACGAUUUUCAAAAAUGAGGAGGAAUCACAAAAAGACACCUCAGCAUCAAGCUAUGCAGGGAUUAAGGAGUAGUAAAAUGGACAUAGUGUCCAGAACAAGAGAAAAAGCAGCAAUGACGAUCACUCCAGAAUCGAGUAACAGGCCUACAAACCAAGAUUUCUUGCAGCAAACUGCACGACCUGAGGAAGUUCUGCAUAGAACGCCCAGAAUGGAUCCGAUUGGUCUUCCCCCAUCCAGAGCACCGGUGUGUGGGGAAAAGUUAAGCAAAACAACCAGCAAUCCUGAGGAACUUACAGGUACUACAGAGGUAAAGAGUAAGUCUCUUGAGGCUACAAUUGAGGUAGAACCUCAAUUAAGAACCAACAUUACUGAUGCUAUCCUGGAUUGUAUAACCUCUACAUCGUUCAAGAAUCAGCUCGCUCUGCGCAUUGUGGGUGAGAUUGAUGAUAUACUAGCAAAAGCUGUGUCCCAGGUUCACGAGAAACAGCAUGCUGUGAGUUUCGAAACAGCAGAAGAUAAGACGAACAUCUCCCCGGAACAACAAUCGAGCAACAAUGUUUUCAUGCCUGGCUUCAGUGAUGGUGUGGCAUCUGUGCUUGGUUAUGCACUGAUAGAAGUUAGAGAACAUGUGAAAAAAACUUUUAGAAGCCAGUCACACAAAUUUCAGACAGUCUCACCCACGGCAUGCGAUUCUGUAACAGAAAUAGUGGACAGCGUCUUUGAAAGCAUGCUUGAUUCCUUGACUGCUCAACUGAAACCAGAUGUUUGCACUGAAAGGGAUCCUAGCAUGAUUGAUUCUCUUUAUAGUCAUGAGUUUGAUACAGUGUUUGAUAGUAUCCUUCCCAGCACUGACUCAGAUUUCAACCAGAGUCCAGUCCAUGAGCCAAGAGGAAGUGAUGAUGAGUCUAGUGUGACAACUCAGGGCAGUGAGACAUUAGACAUUGUGAAAGAGAGAGCUGACUCCCCAAGAAGAUCUACCAAAGUCCCGUUCUCCACAGUAUUUGACCAGUCUUCUGGACCUGAAGUUAAGGCCAAAGAUGAGGUUGAGGGCAUCUUGGCUGAUUCUGGAAGCAUGAGCCACCUUGAUGACCCUCUGACUUCAAGAAUCAAAUCUGACUCCGAUUCGGAUACAAGCGUUCUUGAGCUCACUGCUACUUCUGCAACGGAAAAUGUUGACCACAUGUCAAGAUCUGAUGAAGUAGCAGAAGAAGGACUUGUGGCUAAAUCAGAUGUUGAGCUUGAGCAAAUCAUGGCUGCUCCUUCUGAGGAAAACACUCCUUCUGACAUAACUUCCCAAAGCCUUGAGCUGAUUGGACACCAGGAAUGUGCUAGCCCUGUCCCUUCACCACCUUCUAGUGAUCAGCCAGGAUCUGCCAGCUCUUUGCCAAACAGAGCAUCUUUGACCAGUCUCACCAAAAUGUAGAGAGUGAUGGCAAGCGUAGACUUUCUCUGACUGGCAUGGAAAUGGGUUCUUCUGGAAGCAGAAGUCGCCUUGAUGAACCUCAGUUCAUCUGAAACUUACAACGUUGAAGAAGCUGCAGCAAAAUCAGCUGGAUACAAAGCAGUACUAUGUUGAAAUUAUUCUGACGUAUUAAAUCAUUGCAAAUAAAUGAACCAUCCAUUCAUUAUCUUUUUACACUGUUCUUUCUUGUAUCCAAAUUGUAGCCUCCCCAAGAGGACUGUCGUGGGAAAUAAUCUUUCCAGCCUAACAAAAAGCUUCAGAGACAGAGGGUUUGUAGAUGUCAAAAGUAAUUAAACUUUAUUGAAACAAUAAAGUGAGACAGUCUGCAGAAAGUCUAAAUUAUGCAACCACACACAGCCCUUUUUAUACCUUUCUCCACAGCAAACUCAUCUUAGGUGGGGUUUUACCUUUUCUCAUUAAAAAAAAGACCAGUCUUCUUUGGCCACAAUUAAUUAUUCAAAUCUAUAUGUUAUCUUAAAUUUGUGGAGCAUGCGCAGUUAGUUGUUUUACUGGAAAAGGUUUUAUGAGGACAAGGUUUCUUUUUUUAAAAAGAGUCUUUGUUUUUCGUUCGUCUCUGACCAACACUCCCUUCUUAUGUCUCAAUGAGCUUCUGUCUGUUUCUAUCUGCCAUCCUAGCUGAUAUCCACCUCCCUUCCUGAGCCCUUUCAUAUAAAAUGCAAUUAUUUCAAUACAGUAAUUUCAAUGCAUCAUAUUUCACAAUGGCUAACAUGGCUAAUUACAAUGAAUGCAAAUUAUAUGCUUUAAUUAAAAAAAAAACAAAAAAAAAACAGCUGUGGUUGCUUAUUCCACUUGUAAUUUCAGGUGUAAUUUGCAGUUGUAAUUUUUCAUGAAGUCGUCAGCCAGUAACAGUCAGGACGAGACUGGGUAGUGGAGGUGUGAUAUGAACAGGGUAAGAGACAAACAGGAGGUUUGCCUUACUGAAACUUCAACAACUUUUUGUACUUCAGCAAUGUUAAAAUAAAAUAAUUGAAAUAAUCUUUUUUGAGACGUGUUGCUGCCAUCAAAUUGAAAAUUACCUAUUUUUCCCUUAAAAUUGUACAUUUCCUCAGUUUAAACAUGUGAUAUGUGUUCUACGUUCUAUUGUGAAUAAAAUAUGGGUUUAAGAUUUGCAAA
This is a messenger RNA of Ictalurus punctatus (channel catfish), 3121 nucleotides long. RefSeq lists its product as uncharacterized. Lineage: Eukaryota; Metazoa; Chordata; Actinopteri; Siluriformes; Ictaluridae. Bases 539 to 1948 code for a protein of 469 amino acids. The transcript has 7 exons. The record is from RefSeq and is a predicted model, not a curated record.